Messenger RNA from Trachemys scripta elegans, 1608 nucleotides. RefSeq lists its product as uncharacterized. Gene Ontology annotation, molecular function: protein binding. The transcript is spliced from 13 exons. Bases 1 to 1608 code for a protein of 535 amino acids. Lineage: Eukaryota; Metazoa; Chordata; Testudines; Emydidae. The record is from RefSeq and is a predicted model, not a curated record.
AUGGAACUAGACAAAUCAAUCAAUAGUGCUGUUACUAAAAAGCCUAAUGAAGAUGCUGCAGAGAGUUGCAGGAAAAGAUUAUCUUUUCUAGAUGAUAUAAAUGUAUCAGAAGAUGACCAGAAAUUAAAAGAGACAGUGAAAGUAAUUGCAGGAAAAGAAGUAACUGCAAAGGCCAUUUGCUUUCUUACCUUUGGCCUCUACUUGGUUAAAAGCUUUACCCAGCAACGCUUAGAUAUAGUAGGAGUUAAAAGGGAAAUGGAUUUUCACAAGUACCAAUUCAACAUAGUGAGAAGCAUCACUUAUUGUGAAAAAUUCAAUGUUUACUUUGUACUGAGAAGAGACUAUGCACUUAAGGUGUAUAAUAAGGAUUAUGAAGAGAUCUGCUCAGUAGAGAAUGUGGAGACACGUCUGUUGACACUUAUGGUAUUCAAUCCUGUGAGUGAUGAACUCAUUACAGGAGGAAUCAAAGGCGUAAAGUUCUGGAAGUUUAAAGAAACAGAGAAUACAGAUUACUCUGAUGCAGUUCACAUGUCCAAUUACAAGCUUUUCCCCAGUGCAGAAUUCCCACACAUGAGGCAAAUCUGGUGUACAAAUAUGGAGUUUGAUGUCAAUAUGCAAAGACUUUAUUGCUUUUCUAAUUGCGAUCUCUUCUGCUAUGAUACCAAAGGGAAUAUACUGUUUCAGCUAACCAGUGCCCACCAAAGUACCAUUCUCUCCUGCGUCUAUUCAUCAUACUCCAAUGCUUUGCUUACCUCCUCCAGGGACUCUGAAAUAAAAUCUUGGAAUGACCAGGGCUGUUUGUUGCAUGUGUUUCAUGGCCAUACCAGGUCUGUCACACACAUCCUCCUCCACCCAAACACUUUGUCUUUAUUUAUCUCUGGAUCUUUGGAUGGGACAGUGAAACUCUGGUCCCUGGAUACAAUGGAGCUGUUUUACAGUUUAUCAUUGUUCACUGAAGGAAUUGUUUGGAUGGGCCUGACUGAGGAUAAGUUGCUGUACUGCUCUUCUGCCCGCAAUCUUCAUGUGUAUGACUUGAACAAUUUUACCAAAUUCUGGACUCGUGUCAGCAGUCAGAUUAAGGCUCUGUCCCUCUGUGGUGCCAAUGGGAAAUCCAGCAGGGUGGUAGCUAUGGGCUCUGAUAACAGUUUACGAAUUUUCUCUCUGCAUAAUGGGACAAAGUUAUGUACCGUGCUGCCGCCUCCCUAUCCCUCUCCACUCCAGUCAGUUCUCAGCUUUGCCUAUAAUCGAACCAGUGGAACAAUUUACUUCCUCCUGACUUCUUGGGAUAUAUGGGUCUACACAGCAAGAACUGAUCCUGCAUGUAGGGCAGCAGUGUGGACUAUUGAAGAAAUACACCAGCACUUAAACAGAAAACACCCCUUAGCCUCUUGUGUAGAGAAGAAUGAAUAUUUUCAGCAUACUCGAAAGGAGAGUGUAAGAGAUCCAGUGAGAUGCAAAUGUCUCUGCAGCCUGUCCUCCCCAAUAUGCUACUGGAUAGAUGAAGGGCUGGUGUAUGCAGAUACCCAGGAAUUUCUGGUUCUUGGUAUGCAGCCUCCAAUGAUGAUUGUAACUUGGCAGCUUUCAAGGUUCCCAGUGAAUGUGCUUUAA